Molecule: messenger RNA, 1583 nt
Organism: Schistosoma intercalatum
Lineage: Eukaryota; Metazoa; Platyhelminthes; Trematoda; Strigeidida; Schistosomatidae
Source: the annotation of a GenBank genome assembly
UGUACCUCCGCCGUUGGACCGUGGCGGGAUACUUAAGGUCCGGACGGUUAUGGUCAGGUAUGGGCUUACUACUCAGGAUAAGUUCUCACCGUCAAAAAGCUAUAGUCGAGUAUCAUGUAUGAAAAAGUCACCCAUGAAAGGAAGGUGUCGAAGUUUGUCUGCUCUUGCCCCCACAAAAUUUACUGAUGCUGGUCAUUUUAUCCCUCUAACAGCAUGCUGUGUACAAGUAGAACCUUUGAGUUCACUUCCAGUUGAGUACGCUUCAGUAGUGACUAGGCCAUGCUCAAUAGUCUGCGAGGUAGCGUCUAUUCUGAAUGAAGAAGAGGAUUUUCAAAUACAAAUAAACACAGACGACCCUGUAAACAUAGAAUGUCACAUAUCUCUCCCUGUUCUACCAGCGUCUCUUCAGGACUAUGCAUCUCCUGAACCCAGCCUUGUACCUGACAGUAUUCCUAUGUUCACUAAUAUCACCGGGGGUCGGACUAUUUGGUGAAUUCCAUUCAAGUAUGUUCUCAGUAACCCCAUUGAUGAAAGUAUAAACCUGAUGAUACCAUGUCAUUAGCAAAUGCACUUGUCGGGUAACCAGCUCAUUUUUGUUGAUUCAAACUGUCUUGGUUAAAACGCAGUUAAUAUAUGAUCAGCAGCCACUUGAUUCAAAAUAUUUAUUCAGAAAAGCUCCCCUCACAGUCGGUCUAAAUUUCCCAAAGAAUUUCAGAUGUAUUUUAACGGUUUAACCAAAGCAGAGAAAGUAGGCUCAUUUCUCGCCCAAUAUUUGCUCGAGUUUUGUUUUAUUGUAGUCUAACUGGCUUAGUGUACCAGCAAAAUCCUUUAGAUCGUGAGUUUUAUUUCAUUGAAAUAUAUAGAUAAGGAAUACAGUUUUCUGGUUCGCUAUGGGAAAGUUCCCCCAGGGUACUGGAAUGGCUUACAUGGUACCAUAUAUCUUUUCAGGGUUUUUCAAAUAACCAUUUUUGCGAGAUCUGGUUUCAAGUUAGUGUUUUUCCAAUGUUAACGUAUAUGUCCACACUGCUGAUAGGUAUUUUGAAGUAAUGUAAUCACUUUGUAAAUCAUUUCAUUCCUUCUCAUCUUGCAUACGCAUAUGUUCAUACCUGCUUGUAUACUUAUUUAUCACCAGAGUUUAGAUAUAGUUCAAAUUCAGUCGAUGUAACUCAUCUGCACUAGUUUUCUACUAGGUCUUGAGACUACCAAUAUCCCUUAGGUUGCAUACAUUACUUUGCUUCAUAUCCAUUCGAGUCUUGUAUUGAUAUAUAUAUUACGGCUUCGUCGUUAAUUUUCCCUUGAUGUAAGCGUAAAAACGUAGUACAUAUUAGUGUUAGGUUACCGUGAAUAUUUCACCCUUGUUUUAUUCUGGUCUGUAUAAAGGUUAAACAGCUUUUGCGUUCCAAUACUAUUUGUUUUUUCCAGGUCGUAAAUGGAACAUGAUAAACUAAGCUCUUGUCCGUUUGCUUGGAAUAGACAAAAUGAUCUCUACUGAUUAUGUUUUUUCUUUGUGGUUUCACUGAUAAUAUUUCGUGACUUUUCUGGUCGGUAAGAGUUUUGUAAAUAAAUACUUCGUGAUAGUCAUU